AUGCUCCACCUCGACUCGUUUACCUGGCAUGCCCAAUUGUUAGUUCCCCACUGGCACCUACGUUUUUGUGCAGGUGGUGUCACUCUCAGAGGCCAAUACCAAGUUUCCACGAAGCACAUCGUGAACGCAAGUCGCAGCUGCGUUAUCCACGCGGAGCAUGGCACGAUGCUGAUGCUGAGCGGCCCGCUGCACUUUCUGGGAGAUGUUCGCCUUACAGGGAGCCUGCAGGUGGUAGCCCAGGAGGACAUGGCCUCCGACAGCUGUUUCGUCGUGAAGGGCAGCCUGAUGCUUGAGAUGGAUCUCCUCCGGAUGAGUGGUUGCCGCUCCUCCGGCGAUGGUGGCGCUUUACGAACUCUGGGAGAUCUGACCGUGAUAGGAGGAAAGCUGGAGUUCCAUGACUGCCAUGCUUUCCAAGGUGGAGCCAUCUUUGUCGAAGGAAAGACACAAAUCAGGGGAGGAGAAGCGGCGUUUACAAAAUGCACAGCAUCCAAGAGUGUCCGAGGCUCCGCCACCAAAAAGGCCACACAUAAGUUCGUGUGCGCGCCCGGGGGCUCUCACCAGAAGCAGUCUUGUGGGGGAGGGCUUACCGUCGACGGAUCUUUGCUAUUGCAAAAAGCUCGGAUGACGUUUGAGCACUGCAGCGCGGAAGAAUUCGGGGGAGCUCUCUGCGUAAUCGGAGGAUUCGACCAACAGGGCGGGUCCAUGAACCUGAACACCUGCACGAGUGGACGUGAUGCAGGGGGGGUGUACGUUAAUGGGAGAUUCUACGAGGAACGUGGUGCCAUGUACUUCAAGAAUUGCACGAGCAGUGGGCAAGGAGGCGGAAUGUUACUGCGCUGCACUCUUGCUGGCUCCAACUCAUGCAGAAUCAACCAAUCACGGUUGGCUUUCCAUUCCUGCUCCUCUGCCUUCGGGGGUGGCCUGUCGUUGUCCGGUGCUCUCGACCUGAUGCAUUCCAACGCCAGCUUUGAGAACUGCCGUGCGGAAAGUGAAGGUGGAGGACUUAGGGUCAAGAGUGGGUCUGCAUUGGCAGCUCAAGUUGCGAGUCUCGAAUUCAAGCAGUGUUCUGCCGGCAGAUUUGGCGGUGGAAUUCGCGUUGAGGGAAAGAUGAGCCUUGACAAGUCUAACGUGACUUUUGUCGAGUGCACCGCUGGUCGAGUAGGAGGUGGCUUCGCGGCCCGUGACGGACGGCUCACCCACAGCCGUGGCACGAUGUCGUUUGACUUCUGUAAGGCUUCUGCAGGCUCGGCCUUCAGCUCUACUUGGGGUGCUGAACUGGCUGAAGUCAAUAUACACAUGUGCACCGGCUUGGGUGCAGAAGUCACAAGUUCCAAUGGCAAUGUCUCCAUUCAACGUUUGACCUUCGUCUAUACUGGUCCUUCUGCUGGAUAUGAGCCGGCUCUCCUGGCACCGAACGUUUCCAUAUCAGAAGUGAACUGCACAGCAACCCACGAAUGCACUGUGUACGCUACUACCCUGCACAUCCCUUCCCUGCUUUGCCCACCUGGGCGCGAAAUCGAAGACCAUAAUGUCGGUCCUGAUGAGCGACGAUAUGGCUGCAGACUGUGUGAGCCCGGGUAUUUUCAGCCGCUUCCAUGGCGCAAUCCGCACUGCCUCCCAUGCCCCAGCGAAGCGCAGGCCUGUGACGCCGUGUCUGUGACAAUGCAGGCUGGCUACAUGCUCGAUGUCCCGAACCUCUCGUCGAUCAUUGACCUCAGCGAACUGGAGUCGGUUAAGCGGACCUAUUUCUGUCCGAAUGCUGCUUCCUGCCCAGGAGGACGGCUGGCAUACCAGAAUCAGACAGCUAUGUGUUCGCCAGGGGCGACCGGGCAAGGAUGUGAGUUCUCCACGCCCGGCUAUGCACCCGGGGAUUAUGACAACCCUUGUAGUAAGUUCAAAUGUCCCACUGCGCCGUCGGUUUGGGUUAUGGCUGCCAGCUACCUAUUCGGCAAGGAUCUGUUUGUGUUCAUGCUCGCGUCCUCUUCAGUGCUUGGUGCAAAAGCUGGGAGGAAGGAGAGUGCCGUCCUCGUGAACCAGUUGAUGGCCUUUGGCAUCAUUGCUUCCCGCUGCCUGGCGGCCCUCAUGCAGGCCGAAGUGUUUGCAGGGCAGGCUGUGUUUUUCCGAGACGUAUUGCAUGCUUGGGGCAUGGUGGUUGAUGCAGGAACAGGACAAGCCGAUUCAGCUACAACUGUAUGGUGCUUCGUUAAGGCCAUGUACGACGAUUCCGGUCUCACGGGUUUCUUUGUGUUUUUCGCUUUAGCCAACGUUCCAGCCCUUCUGCUGGUGUGCGUCUUUGGUUGUGCGAAAGGAUUUUGGCUCAGCAUCAUUGUGGGGAGUAACUGCUUCCUGCCAGCAUUCUGCGGACGCCUGAGUGCUCUCCUCAUAUCGUUUAGGCCAACCCAGGCCGCUGAUGUCCCGCGUUUUUAUUAUAAUGCCAUUGACAACAGUCGGCAAUGUGUGAUGGUGCUUGCAACUGUCAUGGUGCUGACCAUCUGCUUCAGUGCUACAAUCUGGUUGUUUUUACGGGCGACGCAUUCCGACCAGGACCCCCGCUCGCUGCAAGUGUUAUACUUGGCGGCUCCUUACAAGCCAACGUAUGCCUCCUGGGAGGUGGAACGGCUACUGCGAAAGAUGACAUUCAGUGUGAUCUGCACGGCAUUUCCGGUGACAAUGCACCCCAUGAUCCAAAUAGCUUUACUGGCCUGCAUUUCGAUUGUGUCAGCUGCGCUGUACUUGAAGCUGCAACCCUAUAGCCUGGCAAAAUUCAACGAAAUGGAGACUGGCUUGCUGUUGGCAGCCAACGUGAUGGCUGUUCUGACUCUGCUCAGUUGCCAUCGAUCACCGGGUUGGGGUACAGACUUACCUGACGUCAAGUUCGCGGCAGGUGUGGCCGCCGUUUCAAUCGGCACAGGCUGCACGGUUUGGAUGGCGAUCCUGAUAGGCACUGCAUUCAUAUCGGAGCGUGAGAAAGACUAA
Messenger RNA from Symbiodinium necroappetens, 2976 nucleotides. The record is from the annotation of a GenBank genome assembly. Lineage: Eukaryota; Dinophyceae; Suessiales; Symbiodiniaceae.